AUGGAGGGCAACAUUGGUUUUAUUGGGCUGGGCGCCAUGGGCAGCCCAAUGGCUAAGCGAAUUGCCGAUGCCCUUACAGACGACUCGCAAGUUUUUGUCUACGACGUUGUGGAAGCUGUUUUGGAUGAGCUACUGGCCUCGAACCCAGCCAAGAUCCAGAAAGCAGCGUCACCAGCAGCAGUUGCGAAACAAGCGACGACCAUCAUCUCCAUGGUUCCAGAAGGCCGACAUGUUCGCGAUGUGUAUCUCGACGCCAACACGGGUAUCAACACGGUUGAUCUGUCGAAACACCUCCUCAUAGACUGCUCAACGAUCGACGUCGCCACGAACCUCGCAGUCAAGAAGCAAAUACAGGAAAGCUCGCCAGGGGUCCGGAUGUACGACGCUCCAGUCACCGGCGGUGUGCAAGGCGCAGAAAAAGGCACGCUGGCCUUUUUCUUAGGCUGCGCCGAGUCAGAUCCCUCAUUCCCUGCCGUCCAGAAGCUGCUGAAAACGAUGGGCCGUCAGGUCAUCAGCUGUGGUGGUCCCUCCCUCGGCCUUGUAACAAAGCUCACGAACAAUUACCUGUCUGGUCUCAUCGCCAUUGCGUCCUCGGAAGCUCUGAACAUGGGCAUCAGGGCGGGUAUGGAUCCAGUCGUCCUAUCUCGUGCCUUGUCGGCUGGCACAGCACAGAACGCCAUCUGCGAUAAGUUCAACCCCGUCCCGGGUGUCUUACCGGAAGCGCCUUCCAGCCAUGGAUACAGGGGAGGGUUCAAGGUGCAGUUGAUGAAGAAGGACUUUGCGCUGGCGGUAGACAUGGCCAAAGAUGUUGGCGCUACGCUUGCCCUUGGGCCAGAAGGGCUGCGAGUAUAUGAGGGGGCCAGUAACGACCUCAAUUGUCGCGACCGAGAUUCGCGAGUUGUCUAUCGCUACCUCGGAGGUAUUGAGGAUCGAGCUCAUGGGAAUCGAAGUAACGGAGCAUAG
Colletotrichum karsti is the source of this 963-nucleotide messenger RNA. RefSeq names its product putative 3-hydroxyisobutyrate dehydrogenase. NCBI's taxonomy places the organism in Eukaryota, Fungi, Ascomycota, Sordariomycetes, Glomerellales, Glomerellaceae. The coding region runs from base 1 to 963 and encodes 320 amino acids. Gene Ontology annotation, cellular component: mitochondrion. Gene Ontology annotation, biological process: L-valine catabolic process. Gene Ontology annotation, molecular function: NADP binding; NAD binding; 3-hydroxyisobutyrate dehydrogenase activity. The record is from RefSeq and is a predicted model, not a curated record. The transcript is spliced from 2 exons.